GAGAGGCUUCUGUAGCGCUCCUCUUUGGUUAAAACCCCUCCCUCUGCAUUCUGGUGCAUAUCCAGUGUAGUGGAGAUGGUAAAACUACUGAGAUGUUUAAGAUACUACCACAUGCUUUCAGCUGAUCAGUAAAGUCCUGAUUUUGUGGAGCUCUCCCAUUGUCACAGAGCUCAGUUUCUGCACAGCCCUACAUGCACAGGCAGUCUGUGUGUCUCAGAGUCUGUCUGUCCUUCUGUCCCUACAGCGUUGACCAUGGAGGAGAGAACAGGCUCAAACCAGGACUGAGGAAAUAUGCCUGUCAGCUCACACUGGACCCCAACACGGCGCAUAAGGAGCUCAUUCUCUCUGAGGGGAACAGGAAAGUGACUCGAUCAGAGGGGAAAGAGGAACCUUAUCCUGAUCACCCAGAGCGAUUUGACUUCUGUCCCCAAGUGCUGUGCAGAGAAGGUCUUACUGGGCGCUGCUACUGGGAGGUGGAAUGGACCAGGGGAGACCAUUACUUUGAACGGACUGCAAUUGGAGUCGCAUAUCAAGGAAUCUGCAGGAAAGGUUCAGUGUUCAGUGUGGAUUCCCUUGGACGCAGUAACAAGUCCUGGAUUCUGGAAUUGGAUACAAUCGUUUGUUACCCCUGGCACAAUGGGAAGUGGCGUCCCGUAUGCGUGCCCUCCAGUAGGUCCUGCAGAGUUGGGGUGUACCUGGACUGGCCAGCCGGCAUUCUGUCCUUCUACGGGAUCUCUGACACACUGACCCACCUGCACACUUUCCACACCACCUUCACUGAACCUGUCUAUCCUGCAUUUAGAGUUACUCCAGAUUCCUCAGUGUCCCUGUGCAUGCUGGGAUAGGCACCUGAGUCUGAUAUUAUUCUGUUUGGUUGAUUGUUGUUCAUUAUUUUCAUAUUUUCUGUGUAUCUGAUUUUCUUUAUUUCAGGAGGACCAAAUGGUUUUAAGUGAUACAUCAUGCCUGCUUACAAGCUCACAUUAUUAUCAAUAAGGCUCUUGCACUUGCUCCUGUUCUGGCAUUGUAGGCUCUCAAAUUUCAUAACUUGACUGGUUCUGGGCUGUAGGGAACUAGCACCCUCUUGAUUCCACCAGACCAGUUUUGCCUGGUCCUGCCCUAGGGUCCCAUUAAUUAUGCAUGGGACAGGAAAAGGGGUCUGUCCCCCUCUUUCCAACAUAUAGAAGUGAGGCCUAUUGAGAAUUAUGGGUCCUUUCUGUUCUUGGUGGUAUGGGUUCUGCUGGUUUUUGUUCUUUAGUCUUUGUCACAUUUUUGUAAUAACUGUGGGAGAAAAAAGAAGAUUUGUCUCCUUUCAUUCAAUUCUUAAUGUUCAUGUCUGUACUCUGUAGCAUUCAACAUUAGUUAAAGUAACGCAUUAACUUGUUAUUGAGCCUUACAAUUAAUUUGCAAAUGAAAUUACUUCCAAUAUAUUAUUCUGCACUUUGGAUAAGUGAGGAGUUUUCAGGAGUUCCACUUGUGUUUGGUAUUCAAUGUGCCAAAUAUUGAAUGAGGGUGUUAACUGCUAAGACCACUUGAUUCAGGGACCAGUUUAAAAGAAGUUCACACAGCAUCGAGGACAAAUAACCGGUUGUAAUAGUGUAUAGUAUUCCAUUCUGUUCAUGUAAAGUCACAAAAGAAAGCAGCAUACUGGUUCAAAACCAUUUUUACAACUAAACCAAAAUAUGGCAGAUAUUAAUGAGUGCUCAGAUUGUUUACUACUAAAACUAAAAGUGCUUAUUUGUACCUCAGAACAAAAAUAUGGCAGGUUCCAGAACAUUCUCAGAUUGUAUGUGAAUGAACAUAUACAGAUAUGUGAUAUUUGUACGUAAUGAUUUAAGGACAUUCCAACCUGUUGUGUGAUUGUGGGAGGAGCUAGGAUUUUUCAGCAGGAAACGGGAGCGUGUCAUUUGCGGAAGUAUUUUUUUCCAGAAUGAGUGACGUAUAAAUGAUCAACCUGUGGUUUUGUACAAAAGAUUUAAAUGCAGUUUCCUUUUUGAUGCUGUUACUAAUUGCUCAUUAUAAAGUGUGUAGGUGUUUGCCCAUUUUCCAUGGUUUGCUGUUGGAGUACAGUACAGAAAUAGAAUAUUUAUAUUGAAAGCUUGAAUUGCCAUGAAUUAUAAUGAUAGUCUUGUUUGUAUUUGAUUGUUACCUAAUGUAAACUGUUACUGUAACAAAUAAAUAUCUUUAUUUUAA
This is a messenger RNA of Conger conger (European conger), 2190 nucleotides long. Its product is annotated as stonustoxin subunit beta-like. The record is from RefSeq and is a predicted model, not a curated record. NCBI's taxonomy places the organism in Eukaryota, Metazoa, Chordata, Actinopteri, Anguilliformes, Congridae. Bases 192 to 845 code for a protein of 217 amino acids. The transcript is spliced from 2 exons. Gene Ontology annotation, molecular function: protein binding.